Molecule: messenger RNA, 2798 nt
Organism: Oncorhynchus nerka (sockeye salmon)
Lineage: Eukaryota; Metazoa; Chordata; Actinopteri; Salmoniformes; Salmonidae
Product: torsin-1A-interacting protein 2-like
Exons: 8
Coding region: 115-1743 (542 amino acids)
Biological process (GO): membrane organization
Cellular component (GO): membrane
Molecular function (GO): ATPase activator activity
Source: RefSeq, a predicted model, not a curated record
GUUUUGUAAAAAAAAAAAAAAAAAAAACGACCCAUCCUAGGAAAUGCGUUUGAGAAGUUGCGCUAUAGGGUGAAUGUUUAAUUUGCGCUAUAAGGUAUAAUUUAGAGUGGAACCAUGGAUCCUGAGAUUUUACGAAACAACUUAGCUCAACCAGCGAGGAGGUCGACAAGGCAAUCGAUGAAAGCAGUUACUUUAGAGUUGGCACCCAGAGGUCCGCUGAAGAGGAAGAGGGAAGAGAUCAAGCACCCAUCCACACCUGUCAAUGGCUCCAUGGAGGACGAUGAGUCCCCUGGCAAGAAGAAUAAGUCAGAGAUUGGAGUGGCAGGGGAUGGCAGUUGUGAUGAGGAUGAGAUGGAUGUCCAGGAGACCACUGGGGAUGAAGAUCUGGACUCGGAGCAGAACGAGGAACAGGAGAUGAGUGCCGAGGAAGACUCCUCCCAUCACAAUGUCACACAGCAUAAACGUCCCUUUGAUACAACUUUGAUGGGGCACAUGAAUGUGAACGUACCGAAGACGGUCGGUGUUGGCUCCCAAGAGAUUGUAGAUCCCAGGUUGUACCUACUGAGUCGCAGUUCCAUUCAUACAACCGAGGAGCUGAAAACAGAUCUGUUUAAAACCAAGAGAAUGGAAAUGUCAAGAAGAGCUGCGUCUGGUACCAAGCCUGCAACCCAACUCAGACCCCUGGAAAACCGACCAGAGGUUUUGAUUUACAAGACUAGCAGCAUGGCAGAGUACAAGGAGAAUAUGGAGAGGAAAGACAAAAAAACUGGAUUGCCCAGCGCUAACCAUUAUAGCAUGAGAGGUUACCCCACCUCUGAAGAGUCCUACACAUCGAGCUGUCGGGUGAACAAUAUUCCUACUCGAAAACAAACUACCAAACUCAGAAAACAAGAUAUUAAGAAAUCAGCUGUUAUCAAGGCAAGUCCUGGGAAAGCUUUUGGGGGGUACAUGUGGAAACUGUGUCAGGCUCUGGUGCUGCUUGUCUCUGGUGUUCUGGGUCUCCUGGCCUAUCAGCACUUCUCAUUGCCCUUCAGGCCUUCAGGGGGUGGAGAUCAUCCAGCCUGGCCUGUGAGAGAGGGGAAGUUUGUUUCUCAGUUAUCUGCUCUGGAGGCCCUGUUCCCUGGGCAGCGCUCUGAGCUGUGGAGGAGGAGCAGGAUCCACCUGGAGAGGCACCUCCAGACGGCCCGGCCCACGGAGCCAGUCAGCCUGAUGCUGACAGCAGGACGCAGGGGGGAGAAGACGCUGCACUGCCUUGCCCUGCAUCUGGCCUCCGCCUUCUCCUCUGCCCUCAACGCCUCCUCUAUCCACAUCGACGGGGCCAGCAAGGCUGGCCAGGACAGCGACCAGGUCAAGCUGGACAUCGACACCCAGCUGGGGGAAGCCUUCGAGGGGGACCAGCCCGUAGCCGUCAUCCAUCGCUUUGAGGAGCUGCCCCCGGGUUCCACGAUCAUAUUCUACCGCUACUGUGACCACGAGAAUGCAGCCUACAAAGAGGUGUUCCUGCUCUUCACUGUGCUGCUGCCUGAGGAGGAGUUAGGGGAGGAGCUCAGUCUGAAUGAGGUGGAGGAGAGGGUCCAGGAUUAUAUUACGGACACCUUUGUGGAAAGUAACAGCUCAGACAAGCCUGGUUCCUAUAAUCGGAUGGACCUGGACAAGCUGAGUGGACUAUGGAGCCGUAUCUCCCACCUGGUCCUGCCUGUGGCAGUAGAGGAGAGCAUAGAGCAGGGAGGAUGCAUGGACUGAACUGGCAGCUACAGGAGACGUCUGGCUAGGUAGGAGCAGGCUCGCUGGGCUGGGCUCCUCUCCGUCUUUAUGGAGCUCUGGAGAAGCUGUGGCUCUGAAGUUGAGGGGUGAUGGUAUGAAGACACAUCCAGGUGCUCUGUGGGGUUUUUAGACUUCACAGGUGAACUCUAGGACCUAGAGGUGAUAUCUUCCAGAGGUCAUAUGCUCUUAAUAGAGAUUUCUAUGCUGACAGAUCCAAACCAACAUUUAAUAUUCAGCCCAACUGCACUGUUUAGUUUUAACUGAGAUGUCCUCUCUUUCUGGUCCUCUGUCACAUUUCUGAUCAUUUCACAACUGCCAGCUGCUGUAAUUAGAGUGACGGUCUAGGUUGAGGAAUCAGGAAGUAAUUACAGAGUGACAGUCUGGGUUGAGGACAACAGGAAGUAAUUACAGAGUGACGGUCUGGGUUGAGGAAUCAGGAAGUAAUUACAGAGUGACUGUCUGAGUUGAGGAAUCAGGAAGUAAUUACAGAGUGACGGUCUGGGUUGAGGAAUCAGGAAGUAAUUACAGAGUGACAGUCUGGGUUGAGGACAACAGUUUGUUUUGGGUGGUUUUUAUUUCAGACCCAAAGUUUGCUUUAUAAGGAAGAUGUACAGCAUUGAUUUUAUAAUGUGAUGUCUAUUUCACGUUUUUCUUGUUUUGUCUUUUCUUUUUUGAAAAUGAAAUGAAAUCGUUACCUUGAAAAAAAGAAAUUCCUUUUGCUAUUCAAUUUAAAGUGUUUGUUGCUGCAUGAAAUUGAAUCUGAGUCUAAAUUCCAGGAUUUCACCACUGAUCCAUGCAUUGGUAAAAUGACAAACUGAGUUCCUUUUCUGCUGUUCAACGCUCAUGUAUACAUAUUUAAAAAAUAUUAUUUCAAUACCUCCAUUCCCUGCAUAUUUGGCUGAAAUGUCUUGCACUAAUUCUCUGGUUUUACAUUUUCAACCAGCUCACCUCGAGGAAUGGCAGACAUGAAGAUGGAAAUAAUCGUAAUUUGGGAUGCUGCGUUAGGUUUGUCUCUCUCUAUCUCUCUCGUUGUG